Anisakis simplex (herring worm) is the source of this 189-nucleotide messenger RNA. NCBI's taxonomy places the organism in Eukaryota, Metazoa, Nematoda, Chromadorea, Rhabditida, Anisakidae. The record is from the annotation of a GenBank genome assembly.
AUGAGAAAAAGGGCCGAGCAGAUAGCGAGAACGGGUAAUAUCCUGAUGGAUAGUGAUGCGAUAUGGCUGGUGAAGUAUCUGGCGUCGAAUCGAGAGUUCUGUCAGUCUUUUGAUAUGUAUUUGAAGCAGCCAGAAGUGCAGAAAGCCGUGCAGCUGCGGAUGAUGGACUCGAAUGCGGCGGUGCGUGAG